AAACGUAUCCAGUCGCCCGGCGCAUCCCCCUGCCGUUGCGCCUUCAACCCAAAAGCCCCCUGCGCGUUUCCUGCAGGCAAUCGUCACAGGAGCUUGUGCCUACCUUACCCAUCAGACAAAGUUCCACCUCUGCGCCGCCGACGUGGGCUCGCUUGCUGUCUGAGCGCUAUCCGCAAAGUAGCCUAUCCGGAUUCCGGACAUCCUGAUGACGCCCCGUCAUUCCAGAUCUAAGACAAGAUGACUCAACAUUCUGGCCCCGCGACCCUUCCGCGGGGCUUCAGGUGUCCCGACUACGAGAUGCCUAGGACGCCAGAGCCGUUCCCCCAGCUCGAGGAUGCUCAGAUACCUUCACCCCCCAAACCGCGCCUCAAGUUGAGGAGGCGCGUCGCGUCGCAACUCGCUGCGCCAACACAGCAAUUUUUAGCCUCUGUUGCUGCCGCCGACGUGCCAAUACCCAGCAUCGAGGAGCCGGAGAUCGCGUCCGACGACUUCGAUAUGAGCGGUCCUAACCCCUUCCCACAGUUUCGCUGCGAUGAGGAGGAGGAGGACUUGCGCUUCCUCAGGCCUCGGCCGAAGGGACUAUCUCCUCCAAAGACGCCAAUGCCAGGUCUCGAGCCGUCUCUACCACCGACGGCGUACCCCAAUUGGACGGUCGACUCUAUCAGCAGCUUGGAGUCGACGCCGGAGCCCGAUUAUGAGUCCAGCAGGCCUUCAACGUCGCGGUCGACGCAGACCAGCGCAUCCUCGUUCAGCCACUUUUCGCUUGCUUCGCACGAGGACCGCUCUGACACCUUUGGGCGCGAGGCAAAGGACGACGACAACUGCCUGCUCACGCUCCCUGAGGAUGCGCCGUCUCACCACCAAGCGGGCCCUAGAGGGAAGGCGAGGAAAGCACCGUGGACGAAAGCAAUGAGCGACCAUCUGUGGUCGACUUUCAUGCUGUACCUCCAAGAUCCCAAAGUUACCCCCUUCCGCAUGGGCAAAAGCGGCAUUCCACCGAGCGGGGUCUGCCUCCGCGUCGCGCGGGAAGCCAAGAGAAGCUGGAAGGGCUCCAAGGCUCUGUCCAAAGCAGCCAACUCGGGCGAGGGCGCGAAGAGCGGAAGUGCCACUCCCACGGCGGAGAGCUCGGGCACGUUUAUUCAGUGGCCUCACACCUGCGCAGCCACGCGCGCGCACUUGCGUGAGCUUUGCAGGUUGAAGGCCAGCUCCAGGGCCAACAACUACAAAUUUAUGUCGCGAAGCAUCACCCCCUUUAACCAAGCCGCUGCCCGCCACUGGAACCGGCGCUCGACGCCCGCUCGCUCGCCGGUCCCGUUUGCGACUCAAGACAUGUCCAUGUCACUUGCUCUCAGCACUUCUGAGAGCAUGCAACCCAACGGCCCGCUAGCUCAGCUCACAGCAUCAAAACCAGAACCUCCGCCAGAGCCAAGCCGCUCGCCGAUGCUCGCCGGACAGACUUUGGGCACCUUCGACGACGAGCCAUCUUUUGCUGAGCGCCGCCGGCUUGGUUCGCCGUUCGGCUCCAGCAGUUACGGGCCCAGCUCUUCCGGCUCUCUCGCCGCUGUUCUCGGCCUGAGCGGCUCCAUACCACGCAGGCAGUCGCACACUGUCGGGCCGCGGCGGACCCUGCAAUCACCUGUGCGCUUGAGCAGGUCAGGGACGCAGAAACGGCGGCACACACAAUCUGGUGCCCCGCGACACCGGCCCAGCAUCAUCUCGGAUCUGUGGCUUGAUCCACAUACUAUCAACGCAGCGACAGCGGCAGCAGCGGACACAACGGCGAUAAAGGAACCCAAAUCAGCCACCCUACCGAAUUACAACGGCGAUACAUUUAUUACACCGAGAGCACCGCCGGUGCCUGCGCUCACAUCGUCGAUCAGUAUGCCGAACGUGGGCGCCCAAGUCGACGUGUCGGCCCUGCCCCCACCGCCUCGGCUGGGCUCCCCUUUUACGGCCGAGAGCUCCAGCUUCAGCUUCCCCCACAGGGUGCACCGUAUGCACCAGGGCGGCAGCAUCGACCUUGGUGUCCUCGGCCGGCCGUUUGCGACAGUGCAGGAACUGUCAAGCGAUUCCGGCGCAGGCCUCUCGCGAAACAACCUGGCCGAUCGCCUGGCCUACAUCGACCAGCGCCUCAAGGAGCUCCGACAGAAGGACCCAAGUCACCAGUCCGAGCCCGCCUUGUAGCAGACAUCUUGGCCGCUUACCUACUCUCGAUCUGCGUUUUCUUUUGGGUAUAUCCCUUUUCUUGUAUGAUUUGACCUCCCGCCUUUGUGGUGAUGAGUUCCGAUUUGGAACAGCGCCC
Molecule: messenger RNA, 2302 nt
Organism: Chaetomium strumarium
Lineage: Eukaryota; Fungi; Ascomycota; Sordariomycetes; Sordariales; Chaetomiaceae
Exons: 1
Coding region: 238-2184 (648 amino acids)
Source: RefSeq, a predicted model, not a curated record